Dentiscutata heterogama is the source of this 126-nucleotide messenger RNA. NCBI's taxonomy places the organism in Eukaryota, Fungi, Glomeromycota, Glomeromycetes, Diversisporales, Gigasporaceae. The record is from the annotation of a GenBank genome assembly.
AUUAGAGACUAGAGAUGCUGGUGAAAUUAAUUUCACCAACUUCACUAAUUUAACAUUAAUUUCACCAAUAAUGGUGAAAUUAUUUCAUCGCUUCGAUAGCAUCUUUAUUAGUGGCGAUAAUGAGAU